Messenger RNA from Cyclocybe aegerita, 1110 nucleotides. NCBI's taxonomy places the organism in Eukaryota, Fungi, Basidiomycota, Agaricomycetes, Agaricales, Hemipholiotaceae. The record is from the annotation of a GenBank genome assembly.
AUGGAGAUCGACGAGUCGUUUGCGCAGACAUUAGCUGGUUCUUUGAUUCUCGCAGCAUACUUCAACUGGGGCCUCCUAGGGAUUCUCAUCAUACAAAUAUACACCUACUACCUCGCCUUUCCCAAAGACCGCACCUUCACCAAAGCCCUCGUCUACACCGUCUUGGUGCUCGAGGUAACGCAAACUGCUAUCACCUCGCACGACGUCUUCGUGGCACUCGCGUCCCAUUUCGGGAGCAGCAGCGCGCUCGAUGGGAUCCAUGUGCAUUGGCUAAGCAUACCCGUCGCCGGUGGCCUGACGGGUGGGAUAGGACAGUUGUUCUUCGCAUACCGGAUUUGGAACAUGUCGAGCAAAGGAUCGAGAGGCGGACCUGUAAUCAUUGGCAUCCUGGCUGCAGCGUCGAUUUGCUCCGCCCUGGUGGCCUCCGCGGCCUUCUUCCGCGCGAGGACAUUCUCGGGGUUGUUGAGCAAUGCGUCCGGUUCGUUGGCGGCAAUUGGGGUUUGGAAUGGUUUCGGGGCGAUUUGUGAUAUCACGAUUGCGUUGGUCAUGCCUUACUAUCUCAUGCGCCACGGAACGGGACUGAAUUCAACGCACGUCAUGAUUGUCAAUUUAAUUCGUCUAAUCAUCGAAACUGGAGUUCUGACUGCCGUCUUCGCGAUCCUGCAUCUCUGCCUCUACUUCGCCAACCACCAGAUAUUCGUAGUGCCAGGGCUCACAAUAUCAAAGAUCUACGCGAACACAAUGCUCGUCAUCCUGAACAACAGGAUAAAGAUCCUGGACGGGCGCGUGCCAGCGGACCAGAGCCAGGUCGAGUUCGAGCGGUGCCUGAGCGGGAGCUUCCAGAGCGUAAAGACGAACUCGAAGCCGAGGAACACAUCGAGAGUCAUCGUGUCGAAGGACCGCCUGACGUUCCGCCUGGACCACUUUGACGAGCCCCGGGGCCCGCUGCAGCUUCCGCCGAGGUUGAACACGAACAUUGAAGUGGAAGAGGAGAAGGAGAUUGCCAGUGGGUCGAAUCUCAGUCCGGACAAGACGGAAUCACCAUUCCAGGACCAGCGACAGCCUUCUUUCGACCUUGAGCACGCUAUCGAAACAGGAAAGGCCCUGUAA